Babesia sp. Xinjiang is the source of this 381-nucleotide messenger RNA. RefSeq lists its product as uncharacterized. The coding region runs from base 1 to 381 and encodes 126 amino acids. The transcript is spliced from 5 exons. NCBI's taxonomy places the organism in Eukaryota, Apicomplexa, Aconoidasida, Piroplasmida, Babesiidae. The record is from RefSeq and is a predicted model, not a curated record.
AUGAAGCUUGUCUCUACCUUGAGCGCCUUCGCGCUUGUAGAUGCUAUCAUCAUAAUUCUGCUGUACUUCAACGCCGAGAAGUAUUGCGACGUACCUCUGAAUAUGUGGCUAGUAGUAGGACUGAUGCUGAGCAUUCCUUCGUCCGUUGGGGCCCAUUACGUUAAAAAGUUCUACGGACACAAGGCGGGGCUCGUCGCAGAAGUCGUAUUACUGACUGCAAGCUUCUUCUGGAUGGCCGUAGGCACUAUUGACGUAUGUCGGAAUGAGAUUAAUAAGUCACUGAACGACAGAUAUCCAUGUCUACGACAUGCCAAACCACAAAUCCAGCCAUUUGGUGGGCUGUAUUUGUAUCCGUCACAUUAUUCUGGUGCACAGUCGUAG